UCAAAAAGUCGCUUGUGCUUCUGAGCCAUGGGAACAUCGAGGCUUGUCCUGUUGGCCUUCGGCCUGUUGGCCGAGGCACAUAAAAAAGUGGCAUAUCGCUUUGUGCAGCUCACUGAUAUCCACAUGGAACCCUUCUACAACCCGCACAAUGGGCACAACAAGGGCGACGUGUGUCGCGUGGACGAAGCCUUCAACAAAUCUCAGUGCAUCCCCUUCCGCAUCGAGCCGGAAGCCUCCAUCUAUCCCUUCGGCCGACUGAACUGUGAUGCGCCCCACGCGCUCAUGCGGUCCCUCUUCAAGCACAUCGAGACCGUGGCCACUGAAGUGAAGAAGAAGGGCGCACUCUUCGGGAUCUUCACGGGGGACAUCCCCAGCCAUCAACUGUCCUGCCAGCGGCACCAGGGCAAGACCAUCGAGUUCGUGGUGUCGCACAUGGCCAAGAAUCUGAAGCCGGUUCUGGGCAAGAUCUACCCGUUGAUGGGCAACAACGACUUCUUUCCCAACUACAAUGUGUCCUUGGAGCCGAACAGCGCUUGGCAGGAGUUGGUGGCCUCCAUCUACGAGGCCAACGGCUUGCUGGGCGGCCCGCAGCUCGAGACCUUCAAGCGCGGGGGGUUCUACUCCGCGGAGCCGGUGAAAGGCCUGAAGCUGAUCGCGCUGAACACCGUGGUGUGGAGCCAGAAGGUGCUGGACUGGGAGUCGACGCAGACCAAGGAGGUGGUGGACAUCCCGGCGGUGGACGAGGCCACGUGGAGUGGGCCCAACGCCCCCAUUCCAGUGGCCGACAUCAGCGGCUGGUCCUGGAACACCGACGUGGUGAGCCACAAGGAGCUUUGGCCCUGCGAGAAGCGGCCGAGGGACCCCUACGGCCAGCUGGCCUGGCUGGAGGCGGAGCUCCGCGCGGCGCGGGAGGCCAAGCAGCGGGUGGUGAUCGCCGGGCACGUGCCGCCGGGGAACAAGGUGGGUGACAACAACUUCUGCGUGCAGUACCUCCGAGACCUGACACGCCUGGUCCGAGAAAACGCGGAUCUUAUCGAGGUGCAGAUCUAUGGCGACCACUCCAAUGAUGAGUUUCGAAUGGUGUGGUCAGAUGACAAAGGCGAGGCGCACGCAGUUUCCUCGGUCCUGGUGAGCGCAGGAGUGACGCCUCGUAAGCAUUGCAAUCCUUCCUGGCGGCUCUUCGAAGUGACCGAAGAUCAUCGCGUACAUGACUUCACUCAGUACUACUUGCCGCUGGUGGCCACGGACAUCGUUUGGUCCACGAAGCCCGAGUGGGUGAAAUUGCACAGGGAGGGCAAGGACGAGCUUCUGUCAUCCAAGUUUUGGAGGAAGCAGUAUUCCUUCCGCGAGCAGUAUGGUGUGGGUCUGAGCCCGCCAGAGCUGGAAAUGCUGUGGGUGAAGAUGCAGAGCAGCCCCAAACUGCUAAAGGACUACUUGGCGCAAAUGUUUUCUCAGACGGUGGGGGUGCACGAUUACUUCGACUAUAUUUGUGACAUGCGGUACCUGGAUGAGGAGGAGAACGAAGAAUGCUACAAGCGCGGGCGCUUGCUGAGUGCGGCUCCGCCUCCUGUGGCAGUUGAGGCGAUCGACUUUGCCGAGGUCGACCACGAGAACACCGGCCCGAAAUACGUCCAAAUCCAUCCUGCCAUGCUCGGCUCCUUAAUCGGGUGCCUGUUGAUUACCACAGGCUCCACCCUGUACUUAUUUGUGAGGUCCCGUGCCGCGUCCAAGGAUGUGUACUUGCAAAUGCCAUGAUGUAAGGCAGGCAGCCUUGCCAAUCCGAAUGUAUUAAUUAUUCGCAUGCCUCGAGCAUCUCGGGUCCAAAACGCCUUAGUUGAGGUCCACAACCUUCCAAACUUCCCUAAAACCCCUUCAAUGGAGGGUCCUGUCUGAUGCUUUGGGUGUAAGGCAGGCAGCCUUACCAAUCUGAAUGUAUUUGCGCGAUGCGACUUCGAGG
This is a messenger RNA of Effrenium voratum, 1957 nucleotides long. Lineage: Eukaryota; Dinophyceae; Suessiales; Symbiodiniaceae. The record is from the annotation of a GenBank genome assembly.